CGGGGGAGACCCACUGCUCCUGAACCCCAGAACAACCAGCCGGAUCUGUUCUCACAGCAGCCACAGCACAGAGACUGGGAAACAUGGUUCCAACACAGAAGGAUUCCCGGCUUUGUCUCCUUCUGCUGCUGGGGCUCUUGGGAAUGGUGAUCUCCUCCCAUGCUCCACCUGGUGGCCUAACCUGGGCUCAGUGGUUUCAAGUUCAGCACGUAAAUAUGACCAAUAAUCAGUGCACCAUUGCAAUGCAGCCAAUUAACGGCCUUAUUUUUAAUAGUUCCGGGGGGGCGUGCAAAGGUGAAAAUACUUUCAUCCACACAAUAUAUGCUGCUAUAGUUAAUGUCUGUUACAACACAAAUAUAACCUGCUUUAAUGGAAUUGAUAGAAAUUGUUAUAGAAGCACAGCUGCAGUGAACCUUACCUACUGCAACCUCACAGGACCUGCACAACCUUACAUGCAGUGUCAAUACCAGCAAGUAGCCUUACUGAGAAACUACAGUGUUGCCUGUAACAGAGGAAAACGUCCAGUUCACUUCGAUAGAAUCUACUAAGCUCGGAGUCAGCACUCCGUGCCAAGCUCACGCGCCAAGCCUGGCAGUCACAGGCAUGG
Messenger RNA from Molossus molossus (Pallas's mastiff bat), 607 nucleotides. It is a transcript of the gene RNASE2, whose product is annotated as ribonuclease A family member 2. The coding region runs from base 84 to 548 and encodes 154 amino acids. Lineage: Eukaryota; Metazoa; Chordata; Mammalia; Chiroptera; Molossidae. The record is from RefSeq and is a predicted model, not a curated record. Gene Ontology annotation, biological process: innate immune response in mucosa; chemotaxis. The transcript has 2 exons. Gene Ontology annotation, molecular function: nucleic acid binding; RNA nuclease activity.